Molecule: messenger RNA, 4179 nt
Organism: Clupea harengus (Atlantic herring)
Lineage: Eukaryota; Metazoa; Chordata; Actinopteri; Clupeiformes; Clupeidae
Product: short transient receptor potential channel 4
Biological process (GO): regulation of cytosolic calcium ion concentration; calcium ion transmembrane transport
Cellular component (GO): cation channel complex; plasma membrane
Molecular function (GO): store-operated calcium channel activity; inositol 1,4,5 trisphosphate binding; protein binding
Source: RefSeq, a predicted model, not a curated record
AGUCAAUAUAAUAACCAGCAACAUCAGUGAUGUCUUUCUCCUUGUGAUUUUUUAACUGCAAAGCCCAUUUCUCUAGCUGCUCUCUAAAGUCACAAAUCUGUGUAGACUAUAGGACCACAUGCUCACUUCUUUGUCUGCCUAAAAAGUGGUUCACUCCUCUAAUGUCUCCAAACCAUCAAGCCUCUUCAUGCCCUUCAGCAUCUUCAAUACCAUCAUUCUAAGGCCAGCACUUCGACUUCCACAUCCUCUGGAGUAAUCUCCUCUGCAAUGGGGACACUCUGUAGGUAAGAAUUAGAGUGAGUGAAAGACAAAAACGCGCAUGUGUUAGCAAAGGUCCAGUGCACUUCAAUAUAGGGGGACUAUGCUUUAAUUCGUUUACUUAGGAAUGUAUUAUCUUUCUUUCAGACAAAAUAUGGUGUAAUUUGUCUUUUUGAAUAUGCUCAGCGCAUUAAUCUUGAAUAGCCCAUUGGGGGAGAGGCUAUUUUGCUCUGAAUUAAUGAGCAGAGUAGUUGAGACUAACAGCACAGCAUAUUGCUGCACUGGGUCUAGUUAUGGUUCAAGAGAAUCUACACAGAAACAUAGAAGAGAUGAGAGACUUUCACCACAGAAAGUAGUAAAAAAAUGGGGGGAAAUCACAGUAAUGGUGAACUUUUUCGAAUGAAUUAAAAUUAAUUUACAUUUAUUUACGCUACUUUCUCUUCCACCUCAUCGCGGAAAGAGAGAAUGCGAGCGAGAAUGCAAGUGCCAGAGACAGCGAAAAAGAUUUGCCAGCGUUUUCUUGUUCGAGGAGCGAAAACUGUCAUCAAGUACGCUAUGUAAGCUACUGAGGGGAGAUCCGCAUGCUGAGUGCGGUGAUUCAGUUUGAGCAAAGAGGUGACAAUCACACGUGAGACGCAGCAACAGCUGGAUUCAAGUGCGGACUGACAACGGUGGGAUACGGUCUCAGCAACCUAUGCGCCAAAUGUGUGAACGAUCGCGUUAUUACAUUGGCUAUUCAAAUUGUUUUCGUUGGAUUUCAGUUUAUUUAUACCAAUUCAUUUCUCAGUGUUUAAGGAAAAGAAGGCAGACUGAGUAGUUUCUGUCAUCACAACAAAAUAAAUUAUGGAAGUGACACACAACGCAGAGAGAACCGUUUGGAAUGGAUCCGAAGACAUUUUUUUAUCGGUUUAGCAUCUGUUGACUGGUGUAACACUCAACUUCAAAUGGAGCAGUUAUUCACAUCCUUUAUUUCGGAAUUGAUUAUUGCUUGUAUGACUUAGGACACCUGAGUCGAUGGAUUUAUGGUCAGUUCUGUGACAUGGAUUGCUGUCCCCAGAGCACCUGUUGUGCGUUUGUUUCUGUAUCAAUGGAGAAUAGUGUAGAAGCACAUCCUCAGUUAAAAGCUUCAGUGAUGGCUUAGCAACAAUGUCACAGCUGUACUACGGUCGAACAGACAACUCUUCAUACCAGGACCGCAUCCCUUUACGAAUCGUGAGGUCCGAGUCUGAACUCUCUCCACAGGAAAAGACCUACCUGACGGCAGUAGAGAAGGGAGACUAUGCCAGUGUGAAGCAGGCACUGGAGGAGGCUGAGAUCUACUUCAAGAUAAACAUCAACUGCAUCGAUCCGCUCGGACGCACAGCGCUGCUCAUCGGCAUCGAGAAUGAGAACUUGGAGAUCAUCGAACUUUUGCUCAGUUUUAGCGUUUAUAUCGGGGAUGCCUUGCUUCAUGCCAUCCGCAAGGAGGUGGUCGGCGCCGUGGAGCUCUUGCUCAAUCACAAGAAGCCCAGCGGGGGGAUGCAGGUGCCGCCCAUUUUGCUCGACAAGCAGUUCUCGGACUUCACCCCGGAUAUAACCCCCAUCAUCCUGGCCGCGCACACCAACAACUAUGAGAUCAUCAAGCUGCUGGUCCAGAAGGGGGUGUCGGUGCCGCAGCCGCACGAGGUGCGCUGCAACUGCGUGGAGUGCGUGUCCAGCUCGGACGUGGACAGCCUGCGGCACUCGCGCUCGCGCCUCAACAUCUACCGGGCCCUGUCCAGCCCCUCGCUCAUCGCCCUGUCCAGCGAGGACCCCUUCCUCACCGCGUUCCGCCUCAGCUGGGAGCUGCAGGAGCUCAGCAAGGUGGAGAACGAGUUCAAGUCGGAGUACGAGGAGCUGUCGCGCCAGUGCAAGCAGUUCGCCAAGGACCUGCUGGACCAGACGCGCAGCUCCCGCGAGCUGGAGAUGAUCCUCAACUACAGGGACGACGUGAACCCGCUGGAGGAGGACGCGAGCAACGACUUGGCGCGGCUGAAACUUGCCAUCAAGUACCACCAGAAGGAGUUUGUGGCCCAGCCCAACUGCCAGCAGCUCCUGGCGUCCCGCUGGUAUGACGAGUUCCCUGGUUGGAGGAAGCAACACUGGAUGGGGAAGUCGGUCACGUGCAUCUUCAUCGGCCUGCUCUUCCCCCUCUUCUCGCUGUGCUACAUGACCGUGCCCAAGAACACCUUUGGGCUUUUCAUCCGCAAGCCCUUCAUCAAGUUCAUCUGUCACACAGCGUCCUACCUCACCUUCCUCUUCCUCCUCCUCCUGGCCUCCCAGCACAUUGUCCAUUCCCAGGCAGAUAGGCAGGGCCCUAAACCCACCAUAGUGGAAUGGAUGAUCCUUCCCUGGGUCUUAGGUUUCAUCUGGGCAGAGAUUAAGCAGAUGUGGGAUGGCGGCUUUCAGGACUACAUCCAUGACUGGUGGAAUCUCAUGGAUUUUGUCAUGAACUCCCUUUAUCUGGCCACCAUCUCCCUGAAGAUCGUUGCAUUCACAAAGUAUGGUGGCGAGAAGCCAAGGAACGAGUGGGAGAUGUGGCACCCCACCCUGGUGGCCGAGGCCCUGUUCGCCAUCGCCAACAUCUUCAGCUCGCUGCGCCUCAUCUCCCUCUUCACGGCCAACGCACACCUGGGCCCGCUGCAGAUCUCGCUGGGCCGCAUGCUGCUGGACAUCCUCAAGUUCCUCUUCAUCUACUGCCUGGUGCUGCUGGCCUUCGCCAACGGCCUCAACCAGCUGUACUUCUACUACGAGACGCAGGCCAAAGACGAGAAAGACAACUGCAAGGGAAUCCGUUGUAAGGACCAGAAUAACGCUUUCUCCACGUUGUUUGAGACGCUGCAGUCCCUGUUCUGGUCGGUGUUCGGCCUGAUUAGCUUGUAUGUCACCAAUGUCAAGCCAGACCACGAGUUCACUGAGUUUGUCGGAGCGACCAUGUUUGGAACUUACAACAUCAUCUCUCUGGUGGUGCUUCUGAACAUGCUUAUUGCCAUGAUGAACAACUCCUACCAGCACAUUGCUGAUCAUGCUGACAUCGAGUGGAAAUUUGCCAGGACUAAGCUGUGGAUGAGCUACUUUGAAGAAGGGGGUACUCUACCUCCUCCUUUCAAUAUCAUCCCCAGCCCAAAGUCCCUCUGGUACCUCUUUAAGUGGACCAAGAAGCGCAUCUUCAGGAAGAAAAGAAUUGAAAGAACCGAGACUUUUGAAACGAUUGGGAGACGUGCUGCUGAGAACGUGCGAAUAAAUCACCAGUACCAGGAAGUUCUCAAAAAUUUAGUCAAGAGAUAUGUGGCUGCAAUGAUCAGAGAUGCGAAGACAGAGGAAGGACUGACAGAAGAAAAUUUUAAGGAACUAAAGCAGGACAUAUCCAGCUUCCGAUACGAGGUGCUAGGCAUGUUGAAAGGUGGCAAACCUGGCCUGCAGGCGGUCAAAGGGAGCGCUGGGUCCUCUAGCCUGCCGUUUCCUGACCACUCUCACAGGUGCUCUCAGCCACCAGCACCCUCUGGGCAGCUGAAGAGCAAACUCAACCUGUUCACCGCCGCUUCCAUGCUGCAGCAGGGAGGCGCCAAAGCAGCGACCCGGCCGCCUGAGCCCUUCGGCGGCCUGGCCAACGGCUCCGUCCCCGGCCUGGCCGCGGAGGGCCAGCAGGCCAACACAGAGGCUUCCUCCGACCGAGACCAGGGUGCGCUGCAGCUGCGCCAGCGAGGCGCGGGCCAGUCGCAGAUCUACUCCGUGUCCGAGGAGGUGGGGGAGUGGGACAGAGACGAGGCGAGGAGCGUGGAUGGAGACAGGGGCGCCGCCAUGGAAACCGCGGAGCCGUCCAGCGAAAGAAGGAUGAAUGAUGAAAGAAAAGACUCCCAGAAGGACGAAGAACAGACAGAGGGUAAAGAGGGUGCCAAGUAG